GUCCGUGCAGACGCGCAGUGCACUCUCAAGUUUGGAACACUCUCCAGCCCGCUCUGCUGCCAGGAGUCUCUUCACAACAAGGGGGGAAACAAGCGGCGACUCGGUUAUUCUGGACCGAGAGUAGGAGUAAAACCGGACCGUUUCGAAGGAUAUUCGUAAUUAAAUAUACUUGUUGGGUGAGAGUUCCUGUUUUGUUUUCUGCUUUCGCUGACUGCUGUUGGUCUGCGUGUUUCCCUGUCAUGCGUCCUGUCUCCCUCUCUUGGACUUAAUGGUUUUGAACGCUGAGCGUCACGUUUGUGGACCCUUCAGCUGGGAUGUACCGGAGGGCAAACCCUCCUAAACCCGCUUCAUCUCCGCAUUUCCACUGAACAGGAAUAUAAAGCCGGUUUUUGUUUCUGUUUUUAAAGAGCUGGUGCUGGUUUCUGAAAAGCUCUGAAAAGUUUUCGUUUUAAAGGGUUGCCUAAUCAUGACCCCCAUCUGGAGGUCAUAGCCGACCCUUCGUCCUUCUUCCCCUCCGCAUCACUGUCCCUCUCCCCAAUGAUGACUAUGAGCUCCAUAUCAGACACUUUAGUAACGACCGAUCCGUCCAAAUCUGCGUUUUUGGAGUUCGGCGGCCACAGCUACCCCGGACACCCUGGACAUCAGCAACCUUCACCAGGCUUAUCCCACAACCAUUACCCGGUCCACGGACUGCACGCCGUCGGGCCCUCGCAGCACGAUGGGCCCUUCUCCUCCGGGGCCUCUUCUUACGGUCGCCCGCUGGGAUACCCGCCCUACCAUAGUACAGUGAGUGCACAUCACCCCGGUGCCUACCUGCCUUAUCAGCACGGAGGUCACAGCGGUGCGCUCGGACACACCAGACUGGAGGAUGCGGAGCACGAUAAGCCCACUGCGGUCAUAGAGAACGGAGAAGUGAGGCUCAAUGGGAAAGGGAAAAAGAUCCGGAAGCCCCGAACAAUCUACUCCAGUCUGCAGCUCCAGGCCCUCAACCAGCGCUUCCAGCAAACCCAGUACCUCGCCCUGCCAGAGAGGGCCGACCUGGCUGCCAAACUGGGCCUCACGCAGACCCAGGUCAAAAUAUGGUUCCAAAACAAGCGAUCUAAAUACAAGAAGAUCAUGAAGAACGGGCCCUGCGGACCCGAGGGAGAACACCUUGCCCCGCCGCCACCGUCCUCCUCCUCUCCAUGCUCCUUGUGGGAUAUUAGCAUGGCUGCCAAAGGUGCACCGGUGCACUCGGGAGGAUAUGUGAACAAUUUUGGACACUGGUACCCCGGACACCAGCAGGAAUCCAUGCCAAGAACUCAGAUGAUGUGACAGACAGGGAGAUGCAAACACUUCCAGGACAAAUUGCGGAUUUAUUCCAGCAGGCUGAACUGGAGCUAUGAAAGACACGGACAUUAUUUAGAGUGUGAGCCACUCUGGAGGCAAAAAUAUAAGUGUCAGACACCAAUACAACUGAAGCAGGCAGAUAUAGUGGCUACUGCUAAAAUAGCUGUAAAAUAUACAAUUAUAUAUGAAAAACAAGGAUCGGUAAAAUUGCUGAAUUUACCGUUAGAUGUUAACAGUAUAUUGAUGAUGUCUGACAAGCCUUUAUCAGGAAUCAACAAAGUGGCUCAGGUCUCAUUUGUAACAUAAUUAGCUAGAUAUGAAUAUUGAUAAACUACUCAGAGACUUAGCUAUGAGGAGUGGAUCAUCAGAUCUGAUACGCUACAGAGCUGAGCAGUGAGUGUUCGGUGCUUACGCCAAGCCGCAGUGCUGCGCAUACCUGUUCAAAGUAUUUCACUGUCAUGUUUUUGGUCUUUAUUUUUGCCAGUCGCCAAAUAUUAAACUGUGCAUAUCUGACUGAGACUGUGCUUAUGUUGCUGAACACCAACCCAAGCCAGAAGUCUCAGCUACAGCAUAAAUAUGACUAAUGACAAAUGUAGCUUUACAGCAGCAGUAGAAGCUUUUCUUUUGUAAGAGGAGGAAAUUUGGCUUUAAAUAUGUUUUUUAACUAACUUUGCCCAAGUUUUCUUGUUUAUAAAAGUCUAUUUCUGCCUCCAGAGCAGCUCUGCCUGCUAAGACCUUUUGAUAAAGCUAAACUAAUGCUACAACUCAAAGCUAACGCCAACCCUGCAUUUGUUUGUUUUUUUUAAUCCUUUUAUUUGGGGGGUACACUCGGUUUUUCAGGGCAUCCUCAUAAACAUUUUUUUAAUGAACACUCGGGUUUGCUGAUGUUAAAGACAGAUCAGAUUAAAAAGCAGAUGGAAAAGAACAUUCUUGUGAUGCUGACGUGCGUGUGUGUGUGAGUGUGUGUGUGUGUGUGGAUAUAGACCAAAAGGCAAAUAUGAAAUAGUACUAAUAGGUGUUCUUAUACUGUAUACUGUAGGUAUAAGUUAUACGCAGGCAUGUUAUGGUAUUUCUAAAAUCCUUUUUCAGGAGGAUUUAUGAUGACCCUUUGAGUAUUUUUUCCAUCUUAUUUUUUUGGCUCACUUUGUUUUUGUUGUUGUUAUUUUUUAUAAUCCAUAUAACUGAAAAUUGGACUAAAUUAAAAUAAUUGGGCUGCACACUCCCUUCUAUUCUACGCAUUGUUCGCUUUUGUCCUCCGACGGCUUUUGUGGGAUUUGGGGUGUUUGGUGGAAAAUAAUAAGCUGAUUCACAUUUUUAUGAACUUUGCAUUUUUCUGCAGUUUCAGCUUUAAAUCCCAAACACAUUUUGCCUUUGUUA
Messenger RNA from Archocentrus centrarchus (flier cichlid), 2706 nucleotides. Its product is annotated as homeobox protein Dlx4a-like. Gene Ontology annotation, molecular function: RNA polymerase II cis-regulatory region sequence-specific DNA binding; DNA-binding transcription factor activity, RNA polymerase II-specific. The record is from RefSeq and is a predicted model, not a curated record. Gene Ontology annotation, biological process: embryo development; regulation of transcription by RNA polymerase II; cell differentiation. The transcript has 3 exons. The coding region runs from base 538 to 1314 and encodes 258 amino acids. Lineage: Eukaryota; Metazoa; Chordata; Actinopteri; Cichliformes; Cichlidae.